Anastrepha ludens (Mexican fruit fly) is the source of this 916-nucleotide messenger RNA. RefSeq lists its product as uncharacterized. Lineage: Eukaryota; Metazoa; Arthropoda; Insecta; Diptera; Tephritidae. The transcript has 2 exons. The record is from RefSeq and is a predicted model, not a curated record. The coding region runs from base 102 to 797 and encodes 231 amino acids.
UUUCAAAACAAAACUUAUUUGGAAAAUUGAAAACAAACAACUAAAGCUGAUUGAUAUUUUUCAUUUCGAGAUAUCAGCGAAAAUUUAGAAGCACAAGCAUAAUGCACACCUACACGGAUGGCUUGAAUUAUGUGCCAUUUUUGGCGGCAGAAAACUCACGCAACGGUGUUUGCCUCAACUCAGCGCGCCGGGCUUCAAGCAUCACCAGCUACAAUGGCAACUAUGAGGGCGAUCUCAGCAUGUUUGGCAGCAAACCAUCGCUACAGACGCUGGCACACCAACGCCGCCUGGAACUGGUCGAAACCGACUCAGACACCGAGUACAAGCGUGAAUUGGAAGCAUAUCAGCCUCAAGUGCACAGCAGCAGAAGUCAACUCGCACGACUGCUCAUCUACUACUGCGAUCGUGUUUUGACCCCCAGCCGACGCAAACAAACCGCAACAUUCACAACCCGACUCCACAACAGUGCGUACUACCAGUGUAUGAGGGGAUUGUUGUGCAGAACGUGCGCCUGGGCGAUUUGGCUGUUGCGUUUGAUGCUCUUCUCACUCUUGCAACUCACCAAUUGCAACUAUGGCUGUUGGCGAAGUUGUAUUUUGUUGAGGAAUACAGCGCGUCGUUUGCUCUGGUGGAUGACGCUGGCGAAAUGCGGUGAUAUGAAACUUUUUUUCAUAAUUCUACUGGGCACACCACUCGUAUUUGCCGUGGCUAUUGUGGGUUUUCUGCUGUCCAUUUACUGUACUUUUCGAGAACGUCUGAGCGGUUCAAAUUUCCUUCAACGAAUGCGUGCGGCAUGAACUACACGCAUAUACAUUUUUGAAUAUUUUAAUAAAAAAAAAAAAAUAAUGUAAGUGAAAUUCAUAUUGGAGUUAGGCAAAAUUUCAGUUAGCAACUUUUAUAAAGCGCACACAACGAA